This is a messenger RNA of Prionailurus viverrinus (fishing cat), 4150 nucleotides long. RefSeq names its product regulating synaptic membrane exocytosis 4 (gene RIMS4). Gene Ontology annotation, biological process: calcium ion-regulated exocytosis of neurotransmitter; regulation of synaptic plasticity; positive regulation of synaptic transmission. The coding region runs from base 1 to 810 and encodes 269 amino acids. The record is from RefSeq and is a predicted model, not a curated record. NCBI's taxonomy places the organism in Eukaryota, Metazoa, Chordata, Mammalia, Carnivora, Felidae. The transcript is spliced from 6 exons. Gene Ontology annotation, cellular component: cytoskeleton of presynaptic active zone; presynaptic membrane. Gene Ontology annotation, molecular function: small GTPase binding; transmembrane transporter binding.
AUGGAGCGCUCGCAGAGCCGCCUCAGCCUGUCCGCCUCCUUCGAGGCGCUCGCCAUCUACUUCCCGUGCAUGAACUCCUUCGACGACGAGGACGCGGGGGACAGCCGGAGGCUGAAGGGGGCCAUCCAGAGGAGCACGGAGACCGGCCUGGCAGUGGAGAUGCCCAGCCGGACACUGCGCCAGGCCAGCCACGAGUCUAUCGAGGACAGCAUGAAUAGCUACGGCUCCGAGGGCAACCUUAACUAUGGGGGAGUUUGCCUGGCGUCAGACGCGCAGUUCAGUGACUUCCUCGGCAGCAUGGGGCCAGCACAGUUCGUGGGUCGCCAGACCCUGGCCACCACGCCGAUGGGGGACGUGGAGAUCGGCUUGCAGGAGCGGAAUGGCCAGCUGGAAGUGGACAUCAUCCAGGCUCGGGGACUGACGGCCAAGCCAGGCUCCAAGACACUGCCAGCGGCCUACAUCAAGGCCUACUUGCUGGAGAACGGCGUCUGCAUUGCCAAGAAGAAGACCAAAGUUGCUCGCAAGUCGCUGGACCCGCUGUAUAACCAGGUGCUGCUGUUUCCUGAGAGUCCCCAGGGCAAAGUCCUGCAGGUGAUCGUGUGGGGGAACUAUGGGCGCAUGGAGCGGAAGCAGUUCAUGGGUGUGGCCCGAGUGCUACUGGAGGAGCUGGACUUGACCACCCUGGCCGUGGGCUGGUACAAGCUCUUCCCCACCUCCUCCAUGGUGGACCCAGCUGCGGGCCCCCUGCUCCGGCAGGCGUCCCAGUUGUCCCUCGAGAGCACCGUGGGCCCCUGUGGCGAGCGAUCUUAGGGCCGGGGUGGGGAGGGGCUCCCCAAGAAGGCCUGGAGAAUGCCCAGCCCCAACCUGGGACCCCAGGCCCAGGGGCACAUUGAACAGAGGAGGAUGGGGUUCUCCCCCACAGUGGGGAAGCAGAACGGGGAGACCUGACCCCCAGGACCCCUCCUCACCCCCUUUUUGCCUCCUACCCCCUAAGACCUUCCCUCUCCCAACGGGAUUGGCUGCACUUUUGACUUGGCCGGUUCUUGACCUGGUGGAUGUGGCUGCAAUCCGGAGAAAGGAAAGACUGAGGUGGCAGAGCAUACCAUCCUCCUGUCCCAGACACUGUCCGACUGCUCCCCCUUUUUGCCUCCUCGGAAGCUCGCUGCCCGGAGCCAAGUCCAGAACCCAGCGGCCAUCUCCAUGGUGCCAAUUACCAGCAAGUGUCUUUCCUGCGGCACCGGGUUCAGGCAGCUACUCCUGCCCCAGAGCUGAUGGGGCAGCUUUGCAAGGAUCCGGAGCCAGCUCCGGGGGGUCCAGAGCCUCCCACAUGAUGAGGAGCUCGGCCUCCCUCCGCCUGCCCGUGGAAGGAGCUUUGCCGCAGCCUGUCCGAGUCCAUCUGUCUGUCCCUUCCUGCCUGCCCCUCUUCCGGUGGCUCUAGGAAUUGGGGUCCAGCAGGGGCCAAAGGAGAGGAGGCGGUGCCCUGGACCUGGCACAGACCCCCAGGGUGCCUAGCUCCGUGGGAUUGCAACGAGAUAGUGUGGAAAUGGACUGGAAAGAACUGGGUCGUCUGUGUUUUGGUGAAGGAGCCACGGGACCCUGAUUUUCGAGAACCCCAAGUCCAGGGAGCUCACCGUCUCUGAAUUUGGGGGCGCUGGAUUGGAGAGGGAGUCUAAGCAAAGUUGGGGUUGGGACCAGUGGUGCCAAGGCAAGGGUUUCCCAUAUAGGAGAAUCCCUCCUCGUUGGGUGAGGUCAAAGGUCUUCUUGUCUACCCCUCUGCCUCCAGGCUAGGGGUCUGGGGAGGCAACAGAGCUUCCCUAUUUUAGUCUUUUUAAACAAACCAUCCUGUACUAAGGGCAGAACCCACUGCCCCUGCCUCAACUACCUUGGCUCAUGAGUGUAAGAAUCAGGAGAUUCCUUCUCAAGCAAGCCUGGGUAGCUGCCUUCCUGGCCCGGCCCUCCCCGAGGCCCACGGAAGCCCUUUUGCAUGCUGGGAGGACACAGGCUGGCCCCUCUUUAUAGAAGCACAUUUCUGCCACCUCCCCUGGGAGGCACCCAGCAGCCCACCACCCCUCAUUACCCAGUCCCUGCUGUGUAGGGCGUAGUCCAGUUUAGCUGGGUAGAGUUAGCGUUCCAAGCCCUGGGGCCUCUUCUUAGCUUGCAUAUAGUCUUUACAGAGUUCCAGGAUGGGUAGAGAGGAGGCACACCAGAACAUUCCAGGAGGCGGCUGUCUCCUCACUGGUCUGGGCCUGAGCCUGGAGCCUGAUUCAUGGGAGGCCAGCCCUUCUUCUUCCUCUUCUCGCUCCUCCUCCUCCCUCCCCACCCCUCUGACCCGGUUGUAGCUGGAGCUGCCCCUUAUACUCAGAUGUUCUGACGUCUUAUCCUUGGUACUGGUUUUAUUUGUGAAGCACUCCUGAGGGUUGUGGGCCUUGGUGAAGAGGCCUGGGCUCCAUUGGAGGAGGUCAUUUUCCACCGAGGAUGCCCAGCUGUGUUCAGCCCUGCCUUGUCCUUGGCCUCACUCUAGGCUAUUGAUCUGGCAAUUUCUUCCACCUGGAAUCCCUCUCCUCCUCUAUCCUUCCCUCCCCUCCCCUCUGCCUCCUUAAGCCCUGGGGAGCCUUUAAAGUCCCGGAUGAGUUAUAUCGCCUCCAUAGAGCUUCCCAUGCUGCACUGGGAAGGGGAGACAGAGAUGCCCCUUUCUUUUAUCGAUGAGCUCUUCCGAGCUUCCUGGGAUUGUGCUGGGUGGAAUCCCAAGGCUGGGGCAGGAGGCAGCAGGGCUCUGGGUGGCCUCUAAUCUGAGGCCCAGAAUCAGCCCCUCCCCUGUUUGUUUUUUUAACCAGUGUGAUUUCUCUGCUGUUCGUUUAUUACUCACCAUUUGGAAUAUUUUGAGCCAGGAGAGCGCCUUCUCUCUCCAGCCGUCACUGCUCUGGUUGUUCAGGGGUAGCUUUUCAAAGACGGGGCAGAGCCAGGCUGUCCCAAACAGAGGGAGAGAGGGCUCGGAGCCCCCCCAGCCCAAGCCUACCCUCUGGUGUCUGCACAGCCUUUAUAAAGGGAGAGAGCACGCUCCAAAGCAAUAACAACAUCCUGGGGGUGGUCACCGAGGGCCCCCCUCAGUGACUUUCUUGUUUGUUCUGUGAAAUCUCAGUUCACCUCCUGGUGGGGUGGGGUGGGGGCUGGAGCCCUGUUUCUUCGUAUCAUUGUUGUGAGCACGUGCCCCGCUUCCAAGGGGGCUCUGACCAUUUGGUGCGGAACCACUGUCUGUCCUCACCAAGAGAUGGGGAUUUGGGGAGGGGGUGACUAUUCUCAGUAUUAGCUUUGGGGAACCUUCAAGGCCAGCCUGUCCCUACUGCUGUCUGAUCCUUGCCAGCUCAAGCUCCUUCUGGAGAGGAGCAGAGAGGUGGAAUUGUGGGAUUUGGGAGUGGGAGGCUAGGGUUUAUAGAGGGGCUGAUUCUUUUUUCAAUCUCUGGGCCAAAAGUCACAUGCAGGGGUACUGUGGGAGGGAGUCUUCUCCACUUCCCUUCUCCAGAGUCCACUUUCCAUACAGCUGGGAACAGACCUUUGGGACCAUUGAUGAAGUCCAUUUCACUGAUGAAGACUGAGGCCUGGCGAGGGGAACGCUCGCCUCUGGGGUCACCUGUGAGUUCGGUGGCGCCUCCAUCCUGGCCUCCUCCCACCCGAGGCUGAGCUGGAACCAGAGCAGGCCCAGGUGGGGCCACUGUUGCCCGUGACACUUCUUCCUCCCUUCUCUUCGUAGAGCCUCCCAGAAAAGAUGGGAAGAGCAAAUUGUAGCCCAUCUGAGAGGGGAGGAAACUAAGGCCCAGAGUCAGGAAGUGACUUGCCCAAGACCCCUCAGCAGAUGCGCGAUGGGGCUCUGUUGUGCUUCCCUCCAUGGGACCGGAAGCCACUGCCCAGGCAUGUCUGCCAUGAUAAGCAUUUGUGGCCUUUCAGCCCUGGGCCACGGGGCCCUGCUUGGUUCCAUCUCUGCGGACCCCGGUUUGGCGGAGAGAGUUACCGUAGAGCCCUAGCUGCCCUGGGGUCUGGCCCAGCGGACUGAGGGUGCCCAGGAUUGGUCCAGACCUCGGUGUCUGGGUAGGGGUUCCUGCUGAGGGUGGGUCAGAACCCCUGUAGGACCAACCUGAGGGAGGUAAGUGCCGGU